AAAAGACAAAAGCAAGGCUUAAAGAAAAGCCCCCCCUCAAAUAAUGAAGAAGCAGAUGUGUGGAGAGCCAUUGGAUUUUGCAGGCUCACCAUUUUCAUCACUAACAAAGAAGCCAUUGGAGAAUCCCAAUGCUACCUUCACCCCCCACCCACCCCACCCCCACCCCAUAUUACUUCACUGAAUCACUGUAAUUUCAGUUUUCAUUUCAUCUUCACCCAACCCCCUCUGUUUUUAAACCCCAAAAACCAAGCUUAAAAUCUUGAUUAGUGAUAAAGAACUCUUUUUUUCAUCUUCUUCAACUCUUCCUGGAUCUGAAAAAAAGAUAUUUUAUUACUAGAAGAGGGGGUUUUAUUAUUAUUUUUGUUUAUAAAUAAAUUAUUCAAUUCAGAUUUCAGAGAAACACUCCCCAUAAAUCUAGACCCCCUUUUACCCCCACCCACCCCCACAUGAGUGGUAGUGACAAUCCUUCAGAGAUGUCUGAAGAUGAGGAGCGUCCUUGUCCUUCAGAUCUCACCGGUGGCGCCAGUGCAAAAGCAAGGAACUGUUGCUUUAACGCCGCCGUUACCGGUGGCGGAGGGGGGAUUUUUAACUUUUCGCCACACCCAGAUCAAGUUCUUGAAAAUGUGCUGGAAAAUGUUCUUUGCUUCUUAACUGAUCGCCGUGACCGUAACGCUGCAUCUCUUGUAAGCAAAUCUUGGUAUCGGGCUGAGGCUUUAACCAGAUCCGAAGUGUUUAUUGGCAACUGUUAUGCUGUUUCGCCGACCCGGGUUACGACCCGUUUCAAAAGGGUGACCUCUGUGGCCAUUAAAGGGAAACCUAGGUUUGCUGAUUUCAGUUUGCUUCCUCCAGAUUGGGGUGCUCACUUUACUCCUUGGGCUUCUGUUUUGGGUGAUUCUUAUCGUGGGCUUGAGAAAUUGUACCUCAAACGUAUGUCCAUAUCUGAUGAUGAUCUAGGUUUGUUGGCGCGUUGUUUCCCCAGUUUCAAAGAGCUUGUUCUUGUAUGCUGUGACGGUUUUGGGACCAGUGGACUUGCUAUUGUAGCUCGUGAUUGCAGGCAAAUUAGAGUGCUUGAUCUGAUUGAGUCUGAGGUAUCCGACGAUGAAGUGGACUGGAUUUCCUACUUCCCUGAGAACAAAACGUGUUUGGAGUCUUUGACCUUUGAUUGUGUUGAAUGCCCUAUUGACUUUGAGGCAUUGGAGAAGCUAGUAAUCAGGUCACCUAGUUUGAAGAGACUAAGGUUGAAUCGGUUUGUUUCUAUUACUCAGCUGUACCGUUUGAUGAUUCGAGCUCCACAGCUUACCAAUCUGGGAACAGGCUCUUUUGGCGCCUCAACGGUCAUUGAUGAACCAGAUCCUGAUUAUGCUUCAGCAUUUGCUGCCUGCAAAUCCAUUGUCUGUCUCUCUGGUUUCAGGGAAAUUGCUCCUGAAUAUCUGCCUGCAAUCUAUCCAGUUUGUGGCAAUCUGACCUCUCUUAAUUUAAGCUAUGGUGCCAACGUUAAUACUGAACAAUUCAAGUCUGUCAUCAGCCGCUGCCAUAAGCUCCAAGUAUUGUGGGUAUUUGAUUCUGUAUGUGACGAAGGACUUGAGGCAGUUGCUGCAGCAUGUAAGGAUCUGCGGGAGAUUCGAGUUUUCCCUAUCGAAGCUCGGGAAGAUGCAGAUGCCCCAGUUUCUGAAGUAGGUCUCCUUUCGAUUUCUGAGGGUUGCAGUAAACUUAAGUCCAUCUUAUAUUUCUGCCAACGAAUGACAAAUGCGGCUGUUAUAGCUAUGUCAAAGAACUGCCCAGACCUUGUGGUAUUCCGACUAUGCAUUAUGGGUCGGCACUUGCCUGACCAUGUUACUAAUGAACCAAUGGAUGAAGGCUUUGGGGCUAUUGUCAAGAACUGUAAGAAGCUUACUAGACUCGCUGUAUCUGGUUUACUGACUGAUAAGGCUUUCAGUUACAUUGGACAAUAUGGAAAACUAGUUAGAACCUUAUCAGUUGCUUUUGCUGGAAACAGUGACUUGGCUCUGAAGUAUGUGCUCGAGGGCUGCCCUAAGUUGCAGAAGUUGGAGAUCAGGGAUUGCCCAUUUGGAGAUUUGUCUUUGCGUUCUGGUGUACACCACUAUUACAAUAUGAGGUUCCUUUGGCUGUCAUCUUGUAGAGUAACUCUACAAGGUUGUCAGGAGAUUGCUGGCCAAUUGCCCCGUCUAGUAGUGGAAGUGAUAAGUGGUGAUGAGGAAGGGAGUGAGACUGGUGAGCAUGUCAAUACCUUGUACAUGUACCGAUCUCUUGAUGGACCGAGGGCUGAUGUACCAUCAUUUGUGCAAAUACUGUGACCGACCUUUUUAGAAGAUAGGAAUUUUCUGCAGUAAUUGAUUGGGACCUUUGAGAAAUGAUUAACUAUUUUCUUGGGAAGAGAUGCUCUCCAGAAAUCUGUUGUGACCCAUAUGAAGGUGCAAGUUUCCUUCUUGAGAAAACGAAUGGUGCACCACUUGCAAAGGCAGUGAGCAAUCUAUAAUGCUGGUCUCCAUGGAUGUCAUUGUAUAUGGUUCAGUACAGAGAUUGUUUUUUUCCAGCAAAGCAAUCUAGAAGACAAAUGUUCUUUGUAUCAGUAAUCUUUUCUAUUCACUUUCCUUUCUUCAUAAUUCAUGGAGCCUUCAAUUAGUAAGUGGAGUCAUUGGUAAGGCCACAGCAAGGGUAGAUGUUCCAAACUGCACGGUGGCGGAUCAAAUUGCAGCUCAAUGAGAUUUCUCAAAGGCUUUCGGCAGAAUCAACAUUUGUGGAAUACACCUGCAUGCUCGGUCAGGGUACUGGCUCAUCAAGUAGUAUCUUUUCAUACAAUUGAGGCCCUUCUUAUUUUUUGUUUCAUUGUUAGUUUAGAGUUGGAAGUUUUUUAUUUUUAGUUGGUGAUAGCCUAAUGGUCAGAAGGAUACCUACCGCAGUUGGAUCUCUCCAUCUCGCUUUCUAGAAAUAUUUGUUCUUUCCAGGAUGUGUUGUUUCGUAGCACCUGACUGUUGAAUUUAUUAUUGUUAUUUUUAGAAGAAAUGUGAGAUGGGUAAUAAAUGCCAAAUAUGCAUGGACCA
Molecule: messenger RNA, 3062 nt
Organism: Solanum stenotomum
Lineage: Eukaryota; Viridiplantae; Streptophyta; Magnoliopsida; Solanales; Solanaceae
Product: transport inhibitor response 1-like protein
Exons: 3
Coding region: 447-2315 (622 amino acids)
Biological process (GO): SCF-dependent proteasomal ubiquitin-dependent protein catabolic process
Cellular component (GO): SCF ubiquitin ligase complex
Source: RefSeq, a predicted model, not a curated record